AGAAAGAGAGAGAGAGAGAGAGAGAGAGAGCAAGGCGGACCGAUGGAGAACGCACGAGGGUGGCGGUGGCGAGAUACGCGCCUGCGCUGGAAGCUGCUCCGUCCGGGAGAAAGGAGCUUGCGCGCGCGUUUCCCCAUCGAUCUGGACAGAGCAUGCACGAUACGCACAUACACACACACACACACACACACAUACACACAAGCGCGAACAUAGCUCGGCAGCUAUGUAGAGGUAGAGCCCACAGCAAGCAGUGACUCUGAUAGCAACUACGUCAAGUCCAAGUUUGCGGCUGAGCCUCCGCGAGCGCGGAUCUCGCAGUCGUUCGUAGCACCGUCUCGCUGCGCAGCAUCUCGUCCACAGCCCGCCAGCAGCAUGGCCAAGCAACUGGAGAGCGUGGCGGCUCUGGCCUGCAUGACGGUCCUGCUCAUGCUCUUCAAUUUCGUGUUCUUGUGCACGGGUCUGGUGAUGCUGGGCGGGGGCAUUUAUAUGAAGCUCCAGCUGCAGAAUUACGCGGACCUGGGCAUGGAGAACAGUGACGCAGCGCUGCUGGCGACCGCCUGCCUCGGCGCCCUGGUCGCGCUGGUGGGCCUGCUGGCCUGCUGCUGCAUCGUCCGACAGCAUCCAUCGCUCCUCUACGUCUACGGCGGUUUCCUGGCGGUGAUCGCGCUGCUGGAGUUGGCCGCGGGGGCUGCGGUCUACACCUACCGCGACGCCCUGACCAAGAGCUUCGACAAGGGUCUGAACGAGAGCAUGCUGGUGUACGGCAAGGUGGACGUGCACGGCCACAAAGACCCCAAGACUCGCCACAUCGACCUGAUGCAGGCCAACUUGCAAUGCUGCGGCAACCGGGACUACAAGGACUGGCAGAAGCUCAGCCCGCCCAAGUACGUGCCGGAGUCGUGCUGCAAAGUGGCCUACGGCGAGUGCCAGCACCAGAGCCAGAUCGAGUUGGACGACAUCUACACGCAGGGCUGCUACAACCGCGUGGUGGACUUCGUCAAGGGCAACGUGGGCCUGGUGGCGGGCUCGGCGCUGGGGGUGGCGGUGUUCCCGAUGCUGGGUGUCGUUCUGGCCUGCUGCCUGGCGAGCUACAUCAACAAGGUCAAUUACGAGCAGAUGGCUUAGACAUGACGCGCCUGCGAGAGAAGAUUGUGUGCACAAGCGAAGCAGAACAAGAUCCGCAGCGAUCAUUGCCGUCUGCUGUACCGGCCGGCGAACGCCUACUACGAGGGCCAGCUGCUGCCGCGGCAGUUCCGUAGGUCCACCUCCGCGACUGCCCCGCCGGCCUGUUGCUUAAACCCCUCGUCGCAGCGCAUCGAGUACGUGCUGGACACGAGGCGCCUGCCGCCGCUUAGAUCCGCCAACACCUAUCACGCAUCAUCCGACAUUCCAUCCCAUGCCAGUUACUAAUCAGUCGAUCAACUCAACACGCCGAUAACAAUGAUAACGGUGAUCGAGUCAACGGCCCAUCGGUCGUUAUUCUCUCUCUCUCUCUCUCUCUCUCUCUUUCUCUCUCUCAUUUGUUUUCGCGUCCAAUCGCAUUUCAUUGUUCGGUUCUUCUCUUCAUCAAAUGCAAGUCCCACUAUCAUUGAUCAUCCUCACGCAGAACCCCCAAUCGCCCAUAUAGAUGAAUACAUCAAAUGAAAGUAUCGUGAUCAUCUUCGCAAUUCGGGGUGUCAUCAAUGUGCUCCUAUUGCCCACGAUAACCCCAAUUGUGCAACUGCGUAUGUAUCAGUAUGUCUAAUUGUUAUCAGUUACCACCACCAUUCUUACAUCACUUGUACGCGAGCAACAACAUAUGAGGAAUCGAUACCGGACGGUUAUCUGGGCUAUAGGCAUGCUCGUGCACUAUAUUUUCUGUCGUGAGCUCUCGGAUGGAAAUCGCCAAGAAAAGUCUGAUAAAUAAUUACGACAAAUUAUUAAAGGCCAAAUGAAAUCUAUCAUGUAAUCCAACGUACACAUAAUACACACAAAUACAAGUUAAAUUAUAUCAACGUGUAACGACGGGAAUAGAUGUCCUUACUUAGCGCGACUCCUUUAAUUAUAAACGUAAGUAAAUGAAAAAAAAAAUGAUAAAGAAAAAAAGAGUCAAUGUCGAUGUCGGUGUCUCUGGACUAAUUAUAAUGUAAACAAGACAACUCUCGUGAAUUCGCGUCAACAAUCAUCGUAAUCAGUCAUCCUCGCAAUUCAUCGGCUUUUCUUAGCGAACUUGCAGAUAUUAUGAUCACAGAAAUUAGGUCCAGUUUGUCUGAUAUUUCGUUCUGUAAAAAUAGUAAAAGCCCUGGUAAAAAUUCGUGCCUAAACUCGACGAUGAGACCUCGUUUAAUGACUUUUUCCGCUCGCUCACGCGCCUUUUUCAGAUUUAUUUACGUUAACGAAAGUACAAUUGAAAAAUAACAGAAGCAAACAAUCCCGAUUUCAAAACAAGAGAAAAAUCAAACGAAGAACGGCCAUGAUGUGGUCGAUGACGGAUGAAAAGAAAAAUUAGUUUUCUUUAUUGCCGUAAACAGCUUUUACUGCAAGCGAUACACGAGUGAGUGCAAUAAUUUAUACCGAAUUUCUACUCGACUUUACUCUCUCAUCAUUUUAAUGGGAAAAUAUUUUUACCAGGGCCAUUUGUAGAGACAUAUAUUUAGAGUUAAUCUACUUUUUACGAAAAGAAAUAAUAAAAACAAAAGAUAUAUCGAAGAAAAUAUCUAAAUAAAUAGAGAUAUUAUUAUUUAUAUUUUUGAUGAGCAUGGUUCCAGGAUCUUCCAAAAACCAAUGCAAGGUGCUGCAUUCCCUUCAGCGCAUACUCGUUCUGCGUGCUGAAGUUCCAAUAGCUAUAGAUACACGUACAUUUCGAAUCAUUAUCUCAUCGUCGCGAAUUAACUUAUUGUUACAUUGCAAAAGAUAAUAUUAAAACAGUUACCGAGAUAAUUAUUUAUACUUUCCGUCUUACAAGUAAUACUUCAAAGUUGUUAAAACUUACUCUAUGUAUUUUUAAAGUCGACAAGUCCGUACGUUGUUAGCCUACUAUUUUAAAGUGAAGAGUCAGAAGCAUUUAUUGUGAAAAAAUUGAUGUAAUAUUUC
This is a messenger RNA of Phymastichus coffea, 3072 nucleotides long. Its product is annotated as tetraspanin-7-like. Gene Ontology annotation, cellular component: membrane. The record is from RefSeq and is a predicted model, not a curated record. Lineage: Eukaryota; Metazoa; Arthropoda; Insecta; Hymenoptera; Eulophidae. The transcript has 5 exons. Bases 373 to 1125 code for a protein of 250 amino acids.